Molecule: messenger RNA, 5179 nt
Organism: Daphnia carinata
Lineage: Eukaryota; Metazoa; Arthropoda; Branchiopoda; Diplostraca; Daphniidae
Product: adhesive plaque matrix protein-like
Exons: 2
Coding region: 252-4964 (1570 amino acids)
Biological process (GO): establishment of cell polarity; osmosensory signaling pathway via Sho1 osmosensor; hyperosmotic response
Cellular component (GO): site of polarized growth; plasma membrane; cell surface
Molecular function (GO): osmosensor activity
Source: RefSeq, a predicted model, not a curated record
CGUCUUCGUGCGAGCCAGUUUGAGGUCAACCCUGGACCCAGUCAGUUGAGCCUCCGGAGAACUCUCUCAUCUCUCAGUGUCAUCGCUAGCAACAUCCCACAAUCCCUACGUGUUUCAUACCUCUCGUACUGUGGCUGUUUUUUUUGUUUCAUUAGUUAGCAGUAUCUAUUGUUUUCGUGUCAAAGAAAUACACUCGAGGGCUGAUUAUUCAACGGCAAGGUGCACAAUUGUGAAACAAGAACGGCCGCAUCAUGCGGAAGACCGGGCAUCGCCAGUGGCGGACACGCAACUUUAUCCACUUCAUAACGGCAUUGAUAAUUCUCAUAGCUACUUGUGCUGCGGCAGAUCAAACGGAUGACGAAUCGCGACUUGUCGUUAUCAAGAGAGGCAGAAACGGCGGAAAUAAGCGGCCACCCGUAAAUCGUAAGCAAUCAUCACAACAAUUGUUGACGCAUUCCUUUUUCGUUUACAAAAGUCCCGACGAAGUUACUCUCGAAAAAGAGAAAACUCAAACGGUUAUUCUUGACACAAAUUACCUGCCUCCCGUGCAGCAAUCAUCCUCAGUUGUUUCUUCACCUUCUGUGGCUCUUCCCGUAAAUGAACCCAGUUUGGAUUACCUUCCGCCUCAGCCUCCGUCUACGGAAAGUACGACGAAGAAGCCCACCAUAUUCUUCCCUCCUCCGGCGAGAAAUCCAGAAAGCGAUGCAUCAAAUGUUUCUCUUUUCGAUACGACCGAUAAACUUGUCGCUUUGGAGCCAACUAACGAAUCAACGAACAAGGUGAACAGCGCGCCAUUGUCGUUAUUUGAUGACAACAUUAUUCCCCCGGCAGGUGUAGUCGAAAGGAUCGUCGUAAAUAACAGUAAAAAUAAACAGCAAACACAGAAGAACCAAUACACUAUUCCGAGCCAAGUAGUUAAAGAUCCGAGGCCGCCCAGUCCACCAGUUUACGAUCGCCAAGAUGAUAGCCUUUUCGAUUUGGAAUCCAGUUAUGAGGAUAACAAGCCAGAGCAGAGUCCUAACUUGCCGAGCUCUUCGUAUAAUCGGCCCACCACUACGAAAAAACCCAAUAGCCCAUCGCUGUUUGAUUCGUACUCAUAUGAUGAUUCAAAGUUCUCUGCACCGGCUGCACCCUCGAGUUUUGAACCAUCGCGACCAUCGAUUUUCAUUGAGACAAAUCCACCAGCAGCACCCGCAUAUGCUGCAGCUGCACCUCCAGCCGCCCCACCAGCAGGUCCUCCUUCACCUCCAGCGAUUUUCGUUCCAUCGAACGGUGAUUACAACCAAGUUCAUUUGACGUGGGCACAACUUCACGCUAGUUUAACUCCUUCGACCGAUGCCGCGAGUUUAGUGUCUUCCAUUACUAACAGUGGCAAUACUUAUGUCACCAGUGGUAGCGGAUCUGGGCCCGCUCCUCCAGUAGGACCUCCAGCCCCACCUGUUAUUGGUCCUCCAGCUCCUCCAACUCCUAUACGGCCACCAUCUCCGACCGUUGUCCCAACACGUCCAGGUGGAAUUGGUUCAACUAUUGGCUCAACAAUCGGUUCAACAAUAGGUUCCUUAAUUCCAGGUGGCAUUGGGUCAGGCAUUGGCUCAGCUAUCGGUUCAACGAUUGGGUCUCUAGUGCCAUUCACUCCGCAACCUCCAGCUCCUCCGCUCACCUUUGCACCUUCAUUGUUUGACGGAAGAACAAAUUCUUACGGAUCAACAUUCGCCACUGCUGGAGCUCCUGCUGCCCAACCGCAAUUGUAUCAACAAGAGCAGCAGCAAGAACAACAACAGUCUCCCACUUACGUUCUUUUGCCGGCUAGUCCACCAGCCCCAGCUGGGCCACCUUCAAGUUAUAGCCCUUCCUUCGCAAGUCCACAGCAACAACAAGAUCAAUUUCCCAGUUACGUUUUUGUACCGGCCAGUGCACCAGUGGGGCCUCCAGCAAGUUACAGCCCAUCAUUUUCCGAUGUUCAACUGCAACAACAAGAAAAGCUUCCGCGCUACGUUCUUCCACCGGCCAGUCCACCAGCAGACCCGCCAUCAAGUUAUAGUUCUUCAUAUUCGAGUCCUCAACAGCAACAACAGCAGAGUUCGCCAGCUGGACCAACCAUCAUCAUUUACUCGGGAUCGUCCUCUUCUCCUAGCCAACAAAGUGACUCAGGAUCGCAGUACGGUGGACAAUCAUCAUUCAGUAGCCCACCAUCUAAUCCUCAAUCUUACCAAGAAUCCUUUAGCGCCCCUCCAGCCAAUCCAUCGUCCUAUCAACAAUCCUUCAGUAGCCCCCCACAACAGUAUUUCAGCAAUCCCCCUGCAGCUCCUUCUGCUAAUCCCCCAUCAUACCAACAAACUUUCAGCAAUCCGCCUGCUCCACCUCUAGCCAAUCCUCCAUCGUACCAGCAAUCUUUCAGCAGUCCACCUGCAAAUCCGCCAUCUUAUCAGCAAUCCUUCAGUAACCCACCGGCUGCACCUCCUGCUAAUCCUCCAUCAUACCAGCAGUCAUUUAGUAGUCCACCUGCAAAUCCUCCAUCGUACCAGCAGUCAUUUAGUAGUCCACCUGCAAAUCCUCCAUCGUACCAGCAGUCAUUUAGCAGUCCACCUGCAAAUCCUCCGUCAUACCAACAAAUUUUCAACCCACCGGCUGCAGCUCCUGCCAAUCCUCCAUCAUACCAGCAAUCUUUUAGUAGUCCACCUGCAAAUCCUCCAUCAUACCAACAGACUUUCAGCAAUCCACCGGCUGCGCCUCCAGCGAAUCCUCCAUCAUACCAACAGACUUUCAGUAACCCCCCGGCUGCACCACCGGCCAAUCCUCCAUCGUACCAGCAAUCUUUUAGCAGUCCACCUGCGAACCCGCCAUUUUAUCAACAAUCCUUCAGCAAUCCACCAGCUGCACCUCCAGCGAGUCCACCAUCUUAUCAACAACCAUUCCUUUCUCCACCGGCAAAUCCUCCAGCGAACCCACCUUCGUUUAAUUACGAAUCUUUCAGUCCAUCUUUCAAUCCUCCGUCUGCCCCUAGUUUCAAUCCUCCGUCUGCCCCUAGUUUCAAUAACUACGCACCAGCUACUCAGCAAACUUUCAAUCCUCCAGCGGCUCCUAGUUCAACCAAUUACGCUCCGUCUAGCCAACAGUUUUUCAGCCCGCCUCAACCUCAGGCAGCUCCGCAGCCGCCUGCACCUCCACAGCCACCAGCUCCUCCGCAGAGCCUUUUCAAUUCUUACGGCGAGCCCAUUGGAUUGGCUGGAGUGCCAAUCCGACCUAGCGCUCAGCAACAACAACAACAACUACCCAGCUAUGUUCUGUCACCAGCCAGUCCGCCAGCACCGGUAGGUCCUCCGGCAAGUUACAGCUCAUCUUUUUCGAGUCCUCCAGCACAAACUUUUCAGGAUCCUAUUCCAGUUUCCAAUCCGUCUUAUCAAGUGGCUGUAUUAUCACCACCUUCGGUAACUUACGUUCAACAACAACAACCUGUUAUUCUCCAACAGCAACAACAGCCUGUUUUUCUCCAACAGCAACAACAACCUAUCGUGGUCCAGCAACAACGACCGGUUGUGGUACAACAACAACAGCCCAUCGUUGUCCAGCAGCAGCAGCAAGCGCCCAUUCUUGUCCAACAACAGAGACCCGUCUUGGUUCAACAGCAGCCCGUUCUCGUUCAACAACAACCAGUCGUCGUCCAACAACAAAGGCCGGUCGUUGUCCAGGAACAACAACCCGUCUUCGUUCAGCAGCAACCGCCUGUUCUUCUUCAACAACAACCUGUUGUAGUCCGGCAACAACGGCCCAUCAUCGUGCAGCAACAAGCACCGGUAUAUGCCCAACAACAACAACAACAAUCCUCUUAUGAUAGUUACCAACCAUCUUACCAACAGCCGGCUUACCAGCCAUCGUUCCAGCCAUCGUACGAGCCUGCUUAUCAGCCCGUUAUUCAACAAGUCGCACAGCCAGUUCUUCAACCCGUUGUCCAGACAGCCGUUCUGCAGCCAGUUCGGGCAGUCUUCGAUCCCGUUUACCGUCCAGCUGCGCCCACGCAAGUAUUCCGUGUGCCCUUCAAAGCACAGAAGAGCAAUAAAGCUAAGGCAAAGGGUAAAGAAGGCAAAGGCAGAGAUAAGUUCAAAAGCAAAGGAAAAGGUCCGUCCAACACGUACGACGCUCCAUCCAAUAGUUACGGAGCGCCGCCAUCGUAUAAUUACCAACCAUCCGCUCCACCAGUCAAUCCUCCAGCACAGGACGAACCAGCAUUCGAUAGCCUUGUGGAAGUAUUGCAGCCGCAGUUAGACAUUCAAUACCAGUACAAAUAUUCUGGACCACCAAUUAUGGGACGCGGUGAAAAAGCAUCCAAGAAGCUCAAGAAACUCUUCUAUAAGGGAGCCAUCCUUUUGGGCGGAUUAGGAGCUAUUACAGCUGCACCCAUCGUUCCUGGAGUCAUCGGUGGCAGGAAGAAACGUGAAACUCGACAGCGGGACGAUAUCCUGCUACCCAAUUUGACUCCUUCAACUGAGAUGAUGCAAGAUUCAUACAGUCCCAAUCCUAAAAUCAAACAGGAUUUAUUGGCAGCGGAGAAAGUUAUUUCCCAUUCGGAUAAUAACUCGUCGUUGUUUGACAGCUUGCCGUUCCAGGGAGCUCCCAUUCCAAAGAAAUUGCGCAAAGAGCUUGCACGUUAUCUGCCGCCAGCUGAAGCCAUCAACGACGCAGAGUGCCUUCAGAAAUCUUUCUGUGAAAAUCUUAUCGAACUGAAUGACUCACCUUUUCAGGACAGUUUUCUCUUUUUCUACGCAGCCUUGUCACCUGAAGUGGACACGAACCCUUGGUUGCAGCAGUCAUUGACCGCUGCCAAGAAACAAAAGUGCAGUGAAUUUUAUUGCAUUAAAAAGACGGAAGUGAAUGAAGAGGAAGGUUUGGAUGCUGAUGAUGACAACACGAGUGGAACAAAAUCCGAUCAACCUACAGAACCUGAAGGACCGCCAUUAACUGCUUAAUUGCGGGAACAUCAUUAUUGUUUAUCAUGUAUACCAUAUACGCAUUUUUAGUAGGAUGGAAUGAUGUUUUUGUAUUCUUAUCUCAUUCGCCGCAAUGCACGUCAAAGUAGACUAACUCCAUUUUCAUUAUCAUUGACAUAGCCUGUAAAGCCAAACAACAAAGAAGUGCAUAUAGCUCACAGCAGGCCUGGAGUCAAUACAUUCUAUAAUUUUCA